GGGUUGGGGGUGGGGGGGGUGACCAGCCCUGGUGGCCUGUGGUGUGUCCGGGGCUAUGGAGAGUCAGAGUCGGCUGUUGCAGGCGAGAGGAUCCGGGGGAGGCGGUGUGGGGAUGGCGGGACCCCCUCUGCCGACCCUCGCCCCCCACAUGCAGGAGCCCAGUGACAAUGGAGAGGGCAGGAAACAGGACAUCGGGGACAUCCUCCACCAGAUCAUGACCAUCACCGACCAGAGCCUGGACGAGGCUCAGGCCAAGAAACACGCACUGAAUUGCCAUAGGAUGAAACCUGCUCUGUUCAGCGUCUUGUGUGAAAUUAAAGAGAAAACUGGACUCAGCAUACGCAGCGCACAAGAGGAAGAGCCGGUCGACCCUCAGCUGAUGCGACUGGACAACAUGCUGCUGGCGGAGGGCGUGGCCGGGCCGGAGAAAGGGGGGGGGUCGGCGGCAGCCGCUGCAGCGGCGGCCGCGGCCGGGGGAGUCUCUCCCGACAACUCCAUCGAACACUCGGAUUACCGAGCCAAGCUGGCCCAGAUCCGGCAGAUCUACCACACCGAGCUGGAGAAAUACGAGCAGGCGUGUAACGAGUUCACGACACACGUGAUGAACCUGCUGCGGGAGCAGAGCCGAACGAGGCCCAUCUCCCCCAAAGAGAUUGAGCGAAUGGUCGCCAUUAUUCACCGCAAGUUCAGCUCCAUCCAGAUGCAGCUCAAACAGAGCACGUGUGAGGCCGUCAUGAUCCUCCGCUCACGCUUUCUCGACGCUAGGAGAAAAAGGCGUAAUUUCAGUAAACAAGCCACGGAGAUUCUGAAUGAGUAUUUUUACUCGCACCUCAGUAACCCCUAUCCCAGCGAGGAGGCCAAAGAAGAACUGGCAAAAAAGUGCGGCAUCACUGUCUCGCAGGUGUCCAACUGGUUUGGAAACAAGCGAAUUCGCUAUAAGAAGAACAUUGGUAAGUUCCAGGAGGAGGCUAACAUUUACGCUGUUAAGACGGCAGUGAACGCAACCGCAGCUUCUCAGAACAGCCAAGCAAACUCGCCCGUCACUCCCACCUCUGCAGGCUCCUCGGGAUCCUUUAACCUAUCGGGCUCCGGGGAUAUGUUCAUGGGCAUGCAGGGGUUAAACGGCGACACGUACCAGGGGGCACAGGUCAGUGCAGGGGUGGGCAGAGCGGGAGUGGAAUCCCUGCGUCACUCGCUGAGCCAGGCGGGUGGUUAUGGAGACGGGCUGAGCUCCAAUCAGAUGUACUCUCCGCGGGACAUCAGGGCUAACGGAGGUUGGCAGGACGCGGCCACCCCCUCCUCGGUCACGUCGCCCACGGAAGCACCCGGAAGUGUGCACUCUGACACCUCCAACUGAUGGGCCCGCCCGCCUGCCCCGCCCGAGCCUUCCUCCAGCAACGACCGACUCACCCACCGACCCACCCACAGGAGGAAGAGGAGGGAGGGAGGAAAACAAAUAAUUUUUUGUUAA
Molecule: messenger RNA, 1471 nt
Organism: Callorhinchus milii (elephant shark)
Lineage: Eukaryota; Metazoa; Chordata; Chondrichthyes; Chimaeriformes; Callorhinchidae
Product: pre-B-cell leukemia transcription factor 2
Exons: 9
Coding region: 56-1357 (433 amino acids)
Biological process (GO): neuron development; brain development; animal organ morphogenesis
Cellular component (GO): nucleus
Molecular function (GO): RNA polymerase II cis-regulatory region sequence-specific DNA binding; DNA-binding transcription factor activity, RNA polymerase II-specific
Source: RefSeq, a predicted model, not a curated record